AAGCUUUCUUGCAAAGCACACAUAUUUGCACGAACUCCUGGACGGGAAAACAUGGUUUUUUUGAGUUUUGACUGUUCUUUUAAAAAAGAAAUAAUGAAUUAUUAUAGCUCGCCGUUUGGCCAGUCAGAGACUGGAAGGUCAACACGUUUCAUUUUCCUUUGGUACCUUGUAUGUCUGUUCUAAUUCAUAAAGUACAAACGGAGAAAAAAGAGCUUCAACAUCGUCUUCUUCUUUUAAUUUCUCAGAAAGUACCCUAUCUUCCGCCCAUUUCUCACCAAAUCCCAGGAAUUUUAUAAAGUUUCCCACAAAUCAAGAUCACAAAUUUUGCUUCUCACAUUCAGAGCUCAGAUUUUCUGUUGCUUUCCCAUGGGCCUGGUUUUUAUCAAUUCUUGAAAACCAUGUCAAAGUCCAAGAAUUUCUUUCAGAAUCUGCUCAAGCCUUUCAAGUUGAGUUCUGGCAGAAAGGGCAAGAGUGAAGAGGACUUGGACCAGAUUGCUGCUCAGGAACAGAAGCAGUUUGCAUUUGAUACCUUAGUCUCUGCCACCAAAGAUUUUCACCCAACUCACAAACUUGGUGAAGGUGGAUUUGGACCUGUCUAUAGGGGGAAAUUGGCUGAUGGGAGAGAGAUUGCUGUAAAGAAGUUGUCCCAUAGCUCAAAGCAAGGGAAAAAAGAGUUCAUGAAUGAGGCUAAGCUCCUGGCACGAGUCCAGCACCGGAAUGUUGUAAAUUUGUUAGGAUACUGUGCACAUGGAACGCAGAAGCUAUUGGUUUAUGAGUAUGUCGCUAACGAGAGUCUUGACAAGUUUCUCUUCAAACCCAAUAGGAGAGAGCUGCUUGAUUGGAAGCGGAGGUAUGAUAUAAUAACUGGUAUUGCACGGGGAUUGCUUUACCUUCACGAAGACUCACACAAUUGCAUCAUCCACCGUGACAUCAAGGCCAGCAAUAUUUUACUUGAUGAUAAGUGGGUUCCUAAGAUUGCUGAUUUUGGUAUGGCUCGCCUCUUCCCUGAAGACCAAACACAUGUCAACACCCGUUUGGUGGGUACAAAUUCGUAUAUGGCUCCAGAGUAUGUCAUGCGUGGGCAUUUAUCAGUGAAGGCAGAUAUAUUUAGCUUUGGCGUUGUGGUUCUGGAGCUUAUCAGUGGCCAGAGGAAUUCAACAUUUAGCCAAUCAGUUGAGGCUCAGAAUCUACUUGAUUGGGCAUAUAAGCUCCAUAAAAAGGAUAGGAGUCUGGAGUUGAUGGAUCCAACAUUAACGUCGUCAGCAGACAAUGGCCAAGUAAAAAUGUGCAUUCAUAUAGGGCUACUAUGCGUACAAGGCGAUCCACAGUUACGGCCAAAUAUGCGACGCGUAGUCAUCAUGUUAUCGAAGAAACCCGGCAAUCUAGAAGAACCAACUAGGCCUUUGGUAACCGGUUCCAGAUAUAGAAGAUCUCACCAGCCGCCAGGAAUGUCAUCCACUGCAGGAACGUUCAGUGAUUCUGAUUCUCGGACGUUUGAUUCGAGCUUAAACACUAAUACAGCUACGGCAUCUAGCUCAACUCGUACCAGCCCAAGAUUAGAUCCUCAUGGGAAACGUCCCAUGGAAAGCUAAGCUUAAGUCAAUAAAAAAUUUUGGAUAUUCUUUGUAUAAUAGGUAUAUACAAUUAGUCUGUAAAUGUUAAUGGAAAUUUAGUGGUUAAAUGCAAGAUUGGAUUGAACCUCA
Messenger RNA from Hevea brasiliensis (rubber tree), 1703 nucleotides. Its product is annotated as cysteine-rich receptor-like protein kinase 43. Gene Ontology annotation, molecular function: ATP binding; protein kinase activity. The transcript has 6 exons. The record is from RefSeq and is a predicted model, not a curated record. Gene Ontology annotation, biological process: protein phosphorylation. Lineage: Eukaryota; Viridiplantae; Streptophyta; Magnoliopsida; Malpighiales; Euphorbiaceae. The coding region runs from base 399 to 1592 and encodes 397 amino acids.